AUGGAUCAUCAUGUCCUGCGGUGGGCGUAUUUUUUAUCGGGGUUUCGGUAUAAGAUCGAAACAAUCAAGUCGGAGCAAAACGGGAAUUGCGACGCAUUGUCGCGCCUGCCAAUUUGCGACGAUACCAAUGUAUUCGGAGCUGACUUUACGCCAAUUUACAACAUUAAAGAAAAUGUUGCACUAGACUGGCAAGCAGUCCAAAGGGAAACAAAAACAGAUGAAUUAUUGAGCAAGAUUAUGAAAUUUUGUACACUCGGUUGGCCAAGCAGCUGUAAGAAUUCGGCAGACAUCACAAGCAGUUUGUUUGCUAAAAGGCAUGAAAUUUCGAUAGAGGACGGUUGCCUAUUUUGGGGCAACAGGAUAAUAAUUCCCGAAUCCUUGCAGCUCGGCUUGAUCAAAGAGUUUCACGCAUCACAUUUAGGGAUAAUAAAAAUGAAAGCAUGGGCGAGAUCGUACGUGUGGUGGCCCAAUAUCGAUAUCGAUCUCGAGAACGCAGUCAAAUCGUGCGACAUCUGCUUAAAGAAUCCAAAAAAUCCACCACACGCACCUCUCACACCGUGGCCAUGGCCGCACAACGUUUGGAAGCGCAUCCACCUCGACUUUCUAGGCCCCUUUUAUGGCAACAUGUACUUAGUAGUGAUCGAUGCGCACUCAAAAUGGCCAGAGUUCGUCGGAUUCGGCAAUAACACAAAGGCGAGCGCGCUGAUCGACGCAUGCCAAGUAUUAUUCGCGAGAUACGGACUACCAAGACACGUGGUGUCUGACAAUGGCCCACAGUUCACCGCGGCGGAUUUUAAAGAAUUUCUCGAAAAGCAAGGGGUCAAACAAAGCUUCUCACCCCCAUACCACCCGCCGAGUAAUGGGGCCGCGGAGAACUUCGUAGGCACGUUCAAAAACAAAGUCGCGAAACUUGUCGAAGGGAAAAAGAGUGUAAAAGAGGCAAUAAACAUCUUCCUAUUCGAUUACCGUAGCUCGCCACAUUGCACGACGGGAAAAUCACCCGCUUGCCUUUUCUAUAAACGGGAGCUGCGCACGCGUUUCGACAAACUAAGGUCGAGGUUAGCGGACAAAGUCCAAACAAAACAGCAAGCUCAAGUCGACGCCCGCCCGCACUCGCGGAAUGUUGUACUAGAGCCCGGCGAUGCAGUCUGGGUCGACAACCACCCGAAAACCGGCGGCAAACGCGUCGAGGCAGAAAUUGCAAAGGCUUUGUCUCCAUCAACAUUCGAAGUACAGCUAAAAUCAGGUGCCACAUUAAAGCGGCACACUGACCAGAUUGUGAAGCCAACGCGCCGUUCGGCUAUAAUCGCUAAUCGUAAGGCAUGA
Belonocnema kinseyi is the source of this 1326-nucleotide messenger RNA. RefSeq lists its product as uncharacterized. The transcript has 2 exons. Gene Ontology annotation, molecular function: nucleic acid binding. The coding region runs from base 1 to 1326 and encodes 441 amino acids. The record is from RefSeq and is a predicted model, not a curated record. Gene Ontology annotation, biological process: DNA integration. Lineage: Eukaryota; Metazoa; Arthropoda; Insecta; Hymenoptera; Cynipidae.